This is a messenger RNA of Hemibagrus wyckioides, 4123 nucleotides long. RefSeq names its product linkage group 01 C1orf43 homolog (gene ltap1). Gene Ontology annotation, biological process: phagocytosis. The coding region runs from base 138 to 899 and encodes 253 amino acids. The transcript is spliced from 7 exons. NCBI's taxonomy places the organism in Eukaryota, Metazoa, Chordata, Actinopteri, Siluriformes, Bagridae. The record is from RefSeq and is a predicted model, not a curated record.
GUCAACAAUGUACGAGCGUCCGCUCCGGAAAGCGGGCGGAGCGUCGAUUUUGUGGCCUUUUUGAGCUUCUGCCAUGAAAGUCAAAAUAGAUAGUUUGGAAUUUUGAACGCAGGAGUGUGUUAGAAACAUUUGCGAAAAUGAACAAAGACUCGCCCCUGUCGGGAGUAAAUGUAGUGCUCGUUAUGGCCUACGGGAGCCUGGUGUUUGUGUUGUUGUUUAUUUUUGUGAAGAGGCAGAUUAUGAGGUUUGCUAUGAAGUCCCGCAGAGGACCGCACGCCCCGGUGGGACACAACGCCCCAAAGGAGCUGAAAGAGGAGAUUGAGUCUCGGCUGUGUAAAGUGAAUAAUAUCCGCUAUGAGCCUCGGCUGCUGUCACACGACGACGACAGGCUGAAGCAUCGCGGGCCAAAUGGCUGUUAUAACUACCUGUACAGAAUGCAAGCUCUGGAUGCCAUCAGAGACGCUGACAUCGUUUCUCCUGAUCUGGCCCGCAGCCCCAGUGCUCUGACGGGCCCUUGCUACAGGAAAUGGCUGCUGGACCUACGCAAUUCUCACUCGCUGAUCAAAACCAGCCACAGCAGCCUCAUCGACCGCCUGCUGGAGGGCUACGACAACGCUCGUCACGGCACUGCGGCGUUCGGCGAAGCUGAAUUCCUCAGAUAUAAAGAAGACUUGUCCGAGCUUGCUGCCAUUGUGAAGGUGCAUUCCAGCACCAGCAGCCUGAACCAGCGGCACCAGUCAGCAGCUAAAGACCUGACGAGCUCACCCGGCCCAUCCUCAGCCUCCACCAUCCAGGUCACGUACUUGCCCUCUUCAGGCCAGCGCAGCAAAAGACCCAAACAUUUCCUCGAGCUCAAGAACUUCAAGGAUAACUAUAACACACUGGAGAGCACUUUAUAGGCACCUGUGCUUGUCUGGUCAGACACAUGGUAGGCCUGACAUUGGUGUAGAGGCGAGGAUGUGGCUGACCUUGUACUGCAGUGUGGAGUCUGACUGAAGCUGGGGUCAUUUAAACCUCACUGACUUGCAGAAUAGAGAGAAACUGGUAUAAAGCACAGAGGACAAUCUGUGACAGGCCAAAGGGACUGUUCUUUUGUGCAACGGUGACGAGCCGAAAACCUGUCUUUGGAAGACAGUUCAAAAAAAUAGUGUUAAGGUACGACUGGAUUUAUCGGUUAAGAUGCUGUCAGUGUUACAUACUGAGGAAAAAGUCACUGCCGCUGUUCAUUCUUUCAUUCAGAGCUGCCUGUAUGAACUAGAAAAUACACAAAGAGAUUAGAAAACCUGAACAAAAACAUUACUGUGAUAUAUAACACUUGGUAAGUGAUUGGGAGCUUUCAGUUAAAAACAAUGGGAUUUAGAAAGAGCCGACCAGUUUUUGACGCUUAAUUUUCUGUAAUUCUCCCACACAGUCCAAACAUUACUGUAGCAUUUGGUAUUAAAUUAGAAUAAUACACUAGAAAGGGAAAACUGGGAGACGGGGCAAAUGCUUGUACAUAUGUGAAGUCCUUUAAGUGCACUUUAUUUGCAGUUUGUGUACAGGAGGAAUGUAAGAAUUUUAGUGAUGGAUUUGGAACUAGAGCUGCUAUGCAUUUAGAGUCUGUGCAUAUGUGACUUAAAUCACGAAUCCUCACAAUCAAAACUAAACCUUGUGUGUCUUUUUUUUUUUUUUUGUUGUGUUUUUGUUUUAAACGUUACUGCUUAAAGCAGCGGCUUGUUGGGGGAAAAAAUGCACACAGUAGGUACGACCAAAAACACAUAUAGUGCAGUACUCGCUCCCAUGUGGUGUAAAUGUGUUCACACUGAAAACACACUAACAAGAAGAAGCUUGCGUAGUGGAAGAAAUUUCAAAAUGGUUGACAACACUCUGUUGGUCAAGAAGUCUUCCAAACAUCUUUUAAAUUAGUCCCCGCUGUGUGAUUUUAUCUUUCAACACCUUAAAAAUACACCAUUAUUUCCAAAAGCUAGCAACGUUGCAUUGCCUGCAUUUGAGGUCAUUUGCCUUCGCCUGGGAAACUGCUUAUGCUUCCACUUGACAUGAUACUGCUCUUGUAAAAUCCAUACACUAGAUGGUAGACUGGCACAUAAGUAGUGUAAGUGCAUAGUGUGUAGUACACAACUAAUUUUUGUUACCAAAAAACGUAGUCGAUGUAUGUAGUCGACAUUUUUAAAAACUACUCUCAUUAGCUUCACAGCUUUAGAGCAAAACUAAAGAAGCAAAGCUAAUCAGAGUUGUUCACACAGACACAAACUCCUCAAAUAAUUUUGCAGUAAUGGAUAUGUUUGAUGAUUGUUUGGGGUUUUGGAUACUAUUGCAUGCUCUCAUUUCUGAAAAGGAACGAAAGGGUAUCACAUAUCUUGAAACAGUGAGGUGUAACAGUAAGUUUAAAGCUGGAAGCACAUUCUUCUUUCUCACGUAGUCUGGUGUUAUUCACAGAAGCAGCAGACUCGGGUAAAGGUUGCCUUUAUAUUUCAAUCAUUUUAAAAAUGAAUGCUGCAGUUUUCCAAUCAUCCAUAAGGCAUCAGGGCAAUGUGUAAAAUCAUGCAAAUGCAGGUCAAGGUCUACAGUUAAUGUUCACAUCAAACUUCCGAAAAAGGAAGUCUGGGGCCAUGGUUGUUGGUGCUUGAUAGGCUGGUCUGAUUUAUUUGGAACCUGUGGUUUUCCUAGGAACAGUCUCAAGAUUGCACACGGGGUUAUAAAAGAAACAUAAAAGAAAUUAUUCACUGAGCGUUUUUAUUUCAUAUCUUCAAACUACUGUAUAUAUUUGUCAAGAUAUAAAUAAUUGCUUUUUGAUAAUUCUGUGCACUAAACACCAGCCAAAGGCACUUUUUUCUUUUCUCCUUUUACUUGGAAGUGACGUUGAACAGAACUAUCGCAAAUGUGAACAAGAAAAACAUAAUGCUGGGAAAAUGGGAAUGAUAUGAACACAAAAUAAAUAUUAAUCACUCGAUUCAGCUUCAACUUAUUUAUAGAGCACUUUAACAGUGAACUUGUAUAGACAUAUAAAAAUGCAGAAAAUACAUUAUGAUCUUGAUACUGGAUACUAAAUGUAUCCCAAGUGAGCAAGUCAGAGGUGACUAUGGUUAGGAAAAACUUCCUGAGACGAUAUGAGGAUGAAACCUUGAGAGAAACCACCCUCGAAAGGGAACCUCGGCCGCAUCUGGGUGAAACCAGAGAGUGUGAUUAUAAAUCACAGUUUCCUUUUUCUAACUGUGUACUUAAAAAGUGCAAUUGUGUAGCCAGGAAACUCAUUCUAGUUAUAAAAUGAAGACUGUCUGAAGUUUUAGGAAUCCAAACAAUAGAAGUUCCUCUCUUUUUAUGUAAAAGUUCCUGAAGUUAGUUUAAUCUCUUAACUCUUCUGUGUCUACUGCUCUGUGUCACACUCUUUCAUGCUUGCUUGUGUUAAAGUACACCACUAGUAGCUCGUGGCUCUGAUCUCAGUAACAUAAAUUUGCCAAAAAUGUAGACAAUACAGAAAACAUUUAUCAGUAGAUCAUUUUUUGUCAUUCUAUGAUAUGUAUCAUUAUAUCACAAAGCCUAGCUGUGGGGAAUGUUGUCUUGGGACACCUUUGCUGCUUAAUACCAGUUAAGAACUGUCUGAAUUUCACAGACUGUCUGAGCUAACUGUUGCUAAUCUCUUUAAGGUGAAGAUUUACCCACAGUGAGUUCUUCUUGAUGUGGUAUAAAGGGAGAUUCACAGCAUGAAUGUGCAGCUGAAGCAAAUAUGCCACAGGGGAUGUGAAAGAAUGUUUAUAAAACCUUUUGGAAUCCACACUACAAAGUACUGAGCAAAAGGCUUCCUAAGCAGUAUUAAUAUGGCCUUCUUAAGAAACUGGCUGGUGUGUGUUUGGUUGUUGUAUCUUAUUUCAUAUUUAAUAUGGUUUGAUAUGGGUGGUGGUAGCUCAAGUUUGAUAUGGGUGGUGCUCAAGUGGUGCUCUGGGUCAUUGACCGGAAGAUCAAGAGUCAAGCCCUAGCACUUCCAAGCUUCCACCCUUGGGCCCUUGAGCAAGGCCAACCCAACCCACUGCAUCAUGACUGACCCUGCACUCUGACCCCAACCCCCAAGGAUGGGAUAUGUGAAGAAAGAAUUUCACUGUGCAGUAAUGUAUGUGUGACAAAUAAA